This is a messenger RNA of Gastrolobium bilobum, 1065 nucleotides long. RefSeq names its product E3 ubiquitin-protein ligase SINA-like 7. Bases 1 to 1065 code for a protein of 354 amino acids. NCBI's taxonomy places the organism in Eukaryota, Viridiplantae, Streptophyta, Magnoliopsida, Fabales, Fabaceae. Gene Ontology annotation, molecular function: zinc ion binding. The record is from RefSeq and is a predicted model, not a curated record. The transcript is spliced from 2 exons.
AUGGAGAAACCUUCAGAUGAUGAACAGAGAAACGUGGAAGGAACCAGUGCCAGCAGUAGUAUAAACAACACUCAGCGUCCGAGGAACCCUAUUGAGGAAUUGGAAAUGCUUGCUUACUUGAGUGAUACAGAAGAAGAGGAAGAUGAUGAUGAUGAUGAAGAAGAAAGUGAAGAAGAUGGUAGUGAUGAAGCAGAAGAAGUUAUGAACGACGAUGAGGCCAAUGAUGGUUUUGCUAUAGCCAGUGUUGAUAGAGAAAUUAUUAUGCCAACAUUUGAACCAAAGGUUUCAGAUAACUCCAUACAAGCAACUCUUUCUGAUCCCGACGUGCUUGAUUGCUACAUUUGUUCUGAACCUUUGACUAUUCCUGUUUUCCAGUGCAUCAAUGGGCAUAUUGCUUGCUCCUUAUGUUGUGCCAAACUUUUGUAUAAGUGUCCCUUUUGCUCAAUGCGUAUUGACCACAGCCGUUGCCUUGCUAUAGAGAAAGUACUAGUGUCACUUCAAAUAGCAUGCCAAAAUGCAACAUAUGGUUGUAAUGAGAUAUUAAGAUACAGCCAAAAAUAUGAGCAUGAGAAGACAUGUAUCUAUGUACCAUGUUCAUGUCUAGGUUGCAACUUUGUUGCCAAGUCAAGCGACUUAUAUCUCCACUUCAAGGAAAAUCAUAUGAAUGCUAAAACAUCAUUUAAAUAUGAUGAAUUUUUCUCUGUCUUGUUAAGUCAUGAUGAGAACAUCGUUGUUCUUCAAGAGCAAAUUGAUGGCAAGCUGUUUGUUCUCAAAAAUAAGGCAUCAGAGAACCAAGGAAAUGCAGUGACUAUUUAUCACAUCGGGCCUAAUUCACCAAACCCAAUUUCUUAUUAUGAAAUCAAGGCUAGGUCUAUGGUGGAAAACAAAUCUGUGCAAUUCCUAGCUUCUGCCCAAAACAUUCAAGGCUUCACAUUUGGCAGUGCUUCAUCAUCACCAAGGUCUCUUUUGAUUCCAUUGGAUUUUUUUAACUCUCAUGGACGGCUCGUGCUGGAAAUUUGCAUAAAUUUAUAUCCUAUAAAGCUGAAAGAAGUCCAUAGGUGCUAG